Plasmodium cynomolgi strain B is the source of this 796-nucleotide messenger RNA. RefSeq names its product CYIR protein. The record is from RefSeq and is a predicted model, not a curated record. The transcript is spliced from 2 exons. The annotation marks the transcript as partial. NCBI's taxonomy places the organism in Eukaryota, Apicomplexa, Aconoidasida, Haemosporida, Plasmodiidae.
CCAAACAUUGGAUUUAUAUGAGUGUAAGAGCCUUUUUUUGGAAAUUGUAGGGGAUAUUCAAGUUAAAAUUGCUGAAUUUGAAGAAAAUAAACAUGCAGAUGUCAAGGACGAAUGCGAAAAAUUAAUUACACAUAUAUUGGAAGAAAAAGAGAAACAUAAAGAGUGUUAUACUAAAGGGUUUCCAUAUCCUAACUUAGUUGAUAAUGAACAUAUAAAAUCUUUUUAUCGGAUAUGUAAUGCAAAAACUAAUUGUAAUUUCAUCUCACCACAAUAUAUAGAACUUAUUAAAUUAAAAGAUGAUACAGAAAUAUCCUGCAAAAGUGAUCAAGACUCUGUAAUAAAAAAUGUAAAAGAACCAAAAGGAAAUGCGGGUGAAGGAGCAUCACAACCGAAUGUAGAAGACCCUAAAAUAAUAACUCCAGAAACAAUUCCUCCUCAAAGGAAUACACAUAAAAGUAACUCCCUAAAUUGUAAUGCGCUUGACUGGCAAGCUGUUGGCAGUCAAACCGAUGAAGAUCAUCUCUCUGUUGAUAAAGAUAUUGCUGUGUUUUCUACCACAGAAUAUCGUGCUGCGAAAUUUCUAUUAAUGAAAAACCUGGUAUUGCUGGCGCAGGGGAUACUACUGCACCAUCUCACCAUGCACCUAGUGUUAAAAGUAAUAUUGAAAAUGCUUCUCAUAGUGAAGUUGAUGUUACUAAAGCUGCUGAUAAUACACACAGUGACAGUAAAGGUGCUUGUGAUGCAGUUUCGAAUGUUGAAGCUAAAAAGGAUAAGGCCCCAUGUAAUGAUAAUCCCG